AAUCAUUAAAAGUUAGUUAUAGAUACCAGCAUAAUUUUGCUAGUAUCAUACUAAAUGCACCGAUAACACUUACAUACAAAAUGACAAAUUUUAUUUCGGAACAGGUACCUACAUAUUUUAAUCUGUAAAGCAUUAGUACUCCUAAAUCAAUAUAACAUAAAUAUUAAAGUGUUCAAAAAAAUGUUUGUUCGAUAAUACCAGUACCUUAAAUGGAAACGGAAAUACGUAUAAACGAGUUAUAAAUGUUUAUUUUCAUAUAAGGUACACAUUUUGUCACAUCCCACAUUAUAAGGGUACAAUGGCAUUUAAUGCUACAAAAUUGGUGUUUUAUACGUUGAUAGUGCAUGUUAUUGUUCCAGACAUUCCAAGUAAAGUUACAACAACGUUCGGAUCAACAAAUGAAAGAAGUAAGUUUAAUAAUAUCGUAAACGAAUUUCAAAAAAAAUAUAAUCUCAAAAAAGGGGCAGAGAUAAUUACCCAGCAUCAAAAUAAUCAUUUCGGCAAAAUACCUGGAGAAUUUAUCACAUUUGAAAUCGAUUUAUUUCUAAUAUUACAGCAAAUGGCCUACAUGUUUGAUAAAAGAAGUGAAAGUGGACUUAUGUAUGAGGACUAUUUUUUAAAGAUCUGCUCAAUUCUUCCAAGAUGUUUGGAUUUUAUCAAUAUAAAUGUCUUUCAGAAUUCAAUAACAGUUAUGUUAAAUAAAAUUCAUAUAGUUCUUUGUUAUUCAUUACCAACCUAUUUCAAGACAUAUAUCAAUGCCUCGCCAAAUAAUAUCGAUAAAAAAUUUGUUGAUAAAACAAUUGAGAGAAAUUUGGCCUCUAUAGUAUCAAUGACAGAAAUUAAGACUAAUAAUAGUGACAAUCUGUUUGAGCAGCCGAACUACAAGAAUGAAAGUUUAAAUUUUAUUUCAAAAGUUUACGAGAUCAUUGGUAAUAUCGACUUUAUAUCAUGCAUGAGUGAAAAUCUCGGUAAACUAAAACAGCAUCUUAAUGAACAUAAUUCGCAUAAUAACGAAAUAAAAUUCAAGGUGACUAAAGUAAUUACCAGGGACAAUAAAAUACAAAUAAAUUCUGAAAACAAUGUACAUUUUCUGGAACUCAAUAAAAAUUAUACAAAUGAACUUCGGAACAAAUGCGGUUUUAAAAUUCAGUCACAUGAUUUGUCAAAGCUCAAAACAAUGCAACACAUUGUUUUUUAUACAUUAAAGAAACUCAAAGAAUAUUUUACAAAUAUUUUAUUGAACGGUUCAAAGAAACGUUCACAAAAAAUCGAAAAAGACCUGGGUAAGAAGUACAUUCUGAUGGACACGUUAAAUAAAAUGUGUCAGAAAAUCUCUUUGAUUCUAGUCUAUUUAAACAAAAAUGAGGUUGACGACGACUCGAUAAUAUUCAGAUUGUACUUGACGUUUUGCGCAGACUUUAAGGAAUACACUGAUAUCCGUUGCACUAGUGCAUUUAACGGUACUGCAGUAAGUCAGAGUCUCGAAGCCGAACGGAAUAAAUGCAUACGGGAGUCUGUAAAAAACAUUUGGACGUGGAAUAUAUUUAUAACCACAAUUGAGGUCCCGAAAAAAAGUGAAGACAAAUAUUUAACCAACGAAAAUUGUAAAAUUUUGUACUUGAACUAUUUGGAGAAUAUCCACAAUACCAUCAAACAAUUUCACAAAGGAAUGGGUGUUUGGACCACUUUCGAGUGGUUGAGUGGUAAAUAUGUUCUUACCGAAAGUUCCCAAAACACCCGUAUGCAUGAUAUAAAAUCGAAAAAUAUAAAUAUAAAGACCGUAAAUAUGAGUUUAUCAGUUGCGUAUUAUGCUACAUUACCGUGGGGUUUGAACACCUUCUCUGUAGGGAAUUUUCAUAAUGUGGUUGUAAACCAUUUAGACAGCACAAUGAAUACUUACGUUUACAUUUACGCGAAAAUUAUAGAUUUAUACUUAGAGCGCACAGGCAUUACCGUCGAAUCUCAUGUUUUACAAAGCAUACGAGAUAGUAUUCGGUGGCAUAACGAAGGGACGAAAUUAUUUUACAAAUAUCUGUAUUUACCUUUAUACACCGAUAAAGAUUCACAGGAUGAACCACAACCAACUGAUGACAUAAAAACUAUCAUUUAUAGAAUACAAAAUAUUGACGACAGCGGGAAUAUAAGUCUCAAUGACAUCAUUCCAGAGCACGAUAAAGACAAUUUUUUGGAAUGGUCCGAGACUAAACUUCCUAACAACGAUGAAGGAUACAAACAAUUUAACACGUUUAUAAACGGGAAUUGCAUGGAUGCUAUGGACUUUAUGAGUACUUUUUUUUCGAUCGUAGAGAAAUCUAUGGACAUAAAUUUUGAAUUCCAUUCUGCUACUACUAUGUACUCGCAGUACUGUCCGGAAAAUAUAUUUGAUGUUAAAUCCGCCGUCAAACUUAUGAGCGUUGUUAGAGACCAGCAAGAAUAUACAGAGGCCGGUUCUAAAGACGGAGUUAUUGGUUCGAGUUCACCUGGAAAUAAAUCAAAUGUUAAGACUCUUUUGAUGGGUUUCCUUAAACUUCAAUAGAAAAGUUAGUGUGAAACUAGUAUUAAUUUUUUUUAUGAAUUUAAUAAAUUUAUAUUUAUUAUAUAUUUUGAUAAAAAUUGUUCAUAUUUAAUAUGUCCUUUUAACGUGUUUAUUGAGUUCAUCUAUAUCAUCCUUAAAUAUAGUAACAAUUUUAAAAAAUUAAAUGAACAAUACAAAAAUUUUUU
Messenger RNA from Cinara cedri, 2721 nucleotides. NCBI's taxonomy places the organism in Eukaryota, Metazoa, Arthropoda, Insecta, Hemiptera, Aphididae. The record is from the annotation of a GenBank genome assembly.